ACUCAAAAAACAAGAUCAUAUUUUACACUACUUACCUGCAUUUACUCUUACUCAAAGUAUAGCUUAGUUUAGGCUCAGUUUCCGGCAAAAGACUUCCAAAGAUCAAUUAUGCCACCAAACUGAUCACCCGGUUUGCUGUUUGUAUACAAUUCAAUUCAACUGCUCCAGCACAUCAAAACAAACUCGUCUGCAAACUGGUAAUCCAAAGCAGAAAUUUUUGUUGCAUGCAAAGGAACCUCCUCUUCCAAGCUGAUGUCAGUAGCUUUAGACUUAUAAUGGAGAAAGAAAAAAAGAUAGCUGUCAUUGGGAGUGGAUUGAUUGGCCGGUGCUGGGCGAUAAUUUUUGCAAAAGCUGGCUACAGUGUAUGUUUAUAUGAUGUAAAUAAAGCUCAAAUCACAAAUGCAUUGGAUACUUGCAGAACACAACUCUCGCAAAUGGAGACUGAUGGAUUUUUCAAAGAAAGUUCUUUGAAUGCAGAAGAGAUAUUUCGUUUAAUUAGUGGCUCGGCUAAUUUAAUGGAUGCACUAAAAGAUGCAAUUUAUGUUCAGGAAUGUACACCAGAAAAUAUAGAUAUGAAGAAGCAAGUUUUUGCCGAGCUAAGCAAACAUGCUGAUGAGGGUACUAUUAUCGCAAGUUCAACAUCGUGCCUCGUUCCUUCACUUUUUACUGAAAAACUGCCAAACAGAUCCCAUUGCCUUGUAGCACAUCCUGUCAACCCACCUCAUCUUGUACCGCUAGUUGAGCUUGUUCCGUCUCCUUGGACUGAUCCAGAAGUAGUUGAAAGGACUAAAGAUCUGAUGAAAGACAUCGGUCAGACACCAGUCAUUGCUAAAAAGGAGGUUAAUGGCUUUAUUCUUAACAGAUUGCAAUAUGCAUUGUUGAUGGAAGCAUGGAGGCUCGUUGAGGAUGGCGUCUGCUCUCCAGAAGAUGUUGACCUGACUGUCAGCAAAGGACUAGGCCUUCGAUAUGCAGUGAUGGGACCGUUUGAAACAAUGCAUCUGAAUGCAGCAGGUGUGAAAGACUAUUGUGAAAGAUAUGGAUCAAAUAUCGAGCGGAUAUGUCGGGAAGAAGGGGGCCCUAGAACAAUGGCAGGUCAAACUGCAGAGAAAAUUCACGAAGCAAUGUGUAACAUAGUUCCGGUGGAUAAACUGGAAGAGCGGCGCGAAUGGAGAGAUUCCAAACUUGGUGAGCUCUUCAAGCUUGGUCACUCAAAACAUUAAAUCCCAUUUCUAUUAUUCCUAUCACAAGUGUUUUAUGAAGUAGCACGGAAAUAUGCAGAUCUUUAUUCUCGUAUUUUUCCAAGUUCUGAUACCAUUUUUAAAGUAGACUUUUGCUAAUUUACUCUUUCGAAUUUCAAUCCCAAGUCCAAGAUUUGUUACGUUUCAAGUUUGAAUAUCGUCUUAGAGCUGUUAUACGUCAUAAAAGGACAUGCUACGAUUACAAAAGGGUGUUUCCUCGUGAUACCGUGCCCAAGGAAACAUUUUGAACUGUAUCGUUCCGUUCUUUUGAAUUUCGUUAGAAUUGGAAGCACGUAAUAUAACAAAUUCAUUGUGCCAUAAUGAUUAGCAUCAAUGUGAUAUCGAAUGAUCUGCAUAAUCUUUCUUAUGAUCUGCAUUUAAGUUUUCAUUGCACACCAGAAAUCCAGUUAAUAAAUACUAGUACUGAUACGCAUGGACAUCUUUUUUAUCGUAUACACUCUUUUUUUAUAAUAACCAGUAAAUUUAAGUUCAGGCUGACUGUUCUUUAUUUUUUCGAAAAUCUGAGGCUGGAUUGUUCUUAAUUUGUUCUUAAUCUAAUAGGGUGUAGGCAGUGCAAGUGCUUUUUCGCUCUAGGGUGGUGUUCAGGCCUCAUUUGCCAAAAAAGUAAGUGAGACAGCCUUUAUUUGCUGACAAAAUUGAAUAUUCACCGAAAAAGCAUCCACACAUCGCUAAAAAUCCUCGAUUUUGAGAAAAAACGUUGUUCAAAAUUGUAUUUUGCAGAAGCUCAGCCUCAGCUUGUUCUUAAUUUGUUCUUAACUUUUGACCAGUUUUGAGGCUCGUGUUCUUAUAAAAUUGUUCUUAUAAAAAAAGAGUGUAAACUUCGUGCUGCGAAAAUCUUUAAAAAUAACAUUUUAUCCACUAACGAUCCGAAAUUAGAACUGUGCCUAGAAAAAAGGGUCAUUUGGCAAAAAAUGCUGAUUACGUGCUGUUGCAGAAGAAAAAAUUUUAUGGUGAUUUUUUAACAUAUAGUUUUAGCCCUACAUUUUCAGUAAGAAGAGUAGAAAACACGUCCAUAUAAACUCCACUAACCAAGCACCACAUGGGAUUUCAUGCCCAUAUCUGACAUGAUCGGUGCUAUUAUAAACGAGGAAAGGUUUCUAAUCGUUGUUAAUAUUACGGGCAUGUCAUAGCAUCAUACCUUUCCUCACUAACAUUCAGUUAAUUUACCUCAAAUCUCCUUCACAAUUCCCUCCAGUAACAAUUUGUUAUGCACUACUUUACCUUUGACUCUUCUCAAACAUUUUCUUACCGGCAAACGUAAUGGUUUCUUCCCCUCCAUUUUACAAUAUUUCCAUAUUUUGUUUCCCCACCUUAUAUAUACAUAUAUACAAAUAAAUAUAUAUUUUUAUACAUGUACAAGUGUAAUUAUUUUGAUUUAGUUGUAAUUUAGCAUUCAGUUGUAGUACAGAAGCUAAGGCUGAAGUAAGCCUCAGUCAAGACCUAGACGAACAAUGAUGCUCAGUUGUAAAAUAAUUUCUUUCGCUUGUUGUUAUGAAUUAAUUGAAUCGAGUUAAUUGAUAAUAAAUUUGGAAAAUCUG
Molecule: messenger RNA, 2797 nt
Organism: Rhopilema esculentum
Lineage: Eukaryota; Metazoa; Cnidaria; Scyphozoa; Rhizostomeae; Rhizostomatidae
Product: lambda-crystallin homolog
Biological process (GO): fatty acid metabolic process
Molecular function (GO): L-gulonate 3-dehydrogenase activity; NAD+ binding
Source: RefSeq, a predicted model, not a curated record